Messenger RNA from Bactrocera tryoni, 932 nucleotides. Its product is annotated as chromosomal protein D1-like. The record is from RefSeq and is a predicted model, not a curated record. NCBI's taxonomy places the organism in Eukaryota, Metazoa, Arthropoda, Insecta, Diptera, Tephritidae. Bases 170 to 805 code for a protein of 211 amino acids. The transcript has 2 exons. Gene Ontology annotation, molecular function: DNA binding.
GCAAAAUUGCCGGCGAAAUGCCUCUGCUUCAUUAAAAAUAAGUAAUGUAAAAUAGACUUCGACCAUAACUAAAAUGUUUAUUUGAAACGAGUUUGCAGUUGAAUUUAAAGAGUAUAUUAUUUGUUUAAUAAAUUUUACGUCAGUUAAACUUUCAUUAAUAUUAAAUAAAAUGCAACGAGGUACUGCCAAAAAUCAACAAAUCAGCUUGGUAAAUACCGACAGCAAUGCUGGAACUGUUGUUGACAAAAUGGCGCCACGCAGAGGUAGGCCGCGAAAAAUAGGCAAAUUGAAAACUACACAUCCAAUCAUUGCAACUGGUAGAGGACGUGGGCGACCGAAAAUUUCAAAUCUGUCGGCGGAAUUGAAUGAUGAUAUUGUCACGAAUACCAAAGUUGUAAAGAAAACCUUACAAAGCCGUCAAGUGAAGUCAAUUGGACGUAUUGAACGACGUGGUCGGCCGAGAAAGCAGAAACCAUGCAGCGACAGUGAGAAUUCAUAUUGUGAUGAAAAACCCGACUUUGAAGAACGUCGCCCAGUGGGAAGACCCUCUACAGGCGCUGUAAAUUUAAAUAUUGUGCGCACUGGUCGAGGGCAAGGACGUCCAAAGAAAUUGCAAUCGAAAAUGAACGUUACACUGAAAGUAACACAAACUGGCGAUAAUCAACCUACGAAGAAACGUGGAAGACCCAGCAAGGGUGGAGUUCCCUAUAAACCAACGGGAAAACCGCGAGGGCGUCCUAGGAUCGAGAAUAAAACCACACAAAGUGGUGAAGUAGUUGUUGACGACAAACCCUCGGAAAAAUAAUUUUACGAUUUCUGCAAUAUGUAAUUUUAUGUAGAAAUACUUUUCAUAAAUUGUAUUCAUUUAAUUUUCUAUAUGUAUGCAAAUUUGUUUGAAUAUUUAACAAGUUUAAUAUUGUGUAUAAAACUAA